Schistocerca serialis cubense is the source of this 2006-nucleotide messenger RNA. RefSeq lists its product as uncharacterized. Gene Ontology annotation, molecular function: RNA polymerase II complex binding. Gene Ontology annotation, biological process: mRNA 3'-end processing. Lineage: Eukaryota; Metazoa; Arthropoda; Insecta; Orthoptera; Acrididae. The transcript has 7 exons. The record is from RefSeq and is a predicted model, not a curated record. Gene Ontology annotation, cellular component: RNA polymerase II, holoenzyme. Bases 1 to 1326 code for a protein of 441 amino acids.
AUGACGGCGCCCGUGCCGCUCGCAGUGAUGACGCUGCUGCUGACGAUGAUGGCGGCUCGCGGGGCCGCCGCCUCCCAGGCGGUCGUCGUCGCGGCCGGGGGCGGGGGCGCGGGCAGCGAGACGCCGCCCCCAGCCGUGCCGCGCACUCAGCUGGCCGGCCCCCGCGGGGGCGACGACGACUACGACUACGACGAGGAGUACCUGGAAGAGGAGCAGCCCGUGACCGGCACGGCCUCUGGCCUGGGGCAGUACCUGGGCGCGCCGUGCGUCGACGACUGCAGCCCCUCGCUGCCACACACCUUCUGCGACCCCGUGACGCAGGUGUGCGAGUGCGAGAAGCACUACCCCGUCAAGCUGGGCGCCACCAAGGGCUGCGCCAAGCCGGUGCGGCUGGGCGAGCAGUGCUACUACCUGGCGACGUGCACGUACACGGACGCGCACGCCGAGUGCAAGCAGAUCGCCCACAACGCCAUCUGCCAGUGCAAGCCGGGCUACCACGUGGUCGCGCGCCAGCGGCCCACCAAGAAGGUCUUCUGCUCAGAAGACCUGGUGCUGCUGACGACGGACAUGCCAACGCUGUUCGGCGUGGCGACCGGGCUGGCCAUCUUCACAGCACUCAUCUGCUUCGUGCUUAAGCUGUUCAGCAGAGCCAGGUACUCUCGGCCGCGGCACUACGCCAACGCCAACCUGGCGCCGCCCAUCCUCUUCUCCAGCGAGACCGGGAUCCCGCUGGCGGUGCACGGGGCGCGGCCGCCGUCGCGGGCCUCCAGCCAGCGCAGCGCGGGCACCGCCGGCUCCUCGACGGGCGGCUGCGGCUUCGCGCCGCCGCGGCGAGCCUCCAGCGACGGGCUGGUCAGCCUGGCGGGAACGGCGCGCGCGUGCGCGUCGCGCGGCGUCGCGGUGCCGGCGUCGCGGGCAGGUUCCCGGAGACCCAGCCUGGCGUCCAUCCACUCGAGCGCCUCCUCGUCCCGCUCGAUGAGCUUCAGCAUGCGGAAGUUCGAGCGCGAGAACCAGCAGCGCGAGGAGCGGCGGCUGCAGCUGCUGGCCCAGCAGCAGGAGCAGCAGCAGCUGCAGCAGCAGCAGCUGCUGGAGAUCCAGCAGAAGCAGCAGCAGCAGCAGCUGCAGCUGCGCCAGGAGCCGCAGCAGGCGGCGCAGGCGCACCAGCAGGCACCGUCGCCCAGCCCGCGAACGCCCAUGAGCACCGACGAGCUGCUGCCCGCCGUCUCCGAGGAGGCGCUGUACAACUCUGGUUCAUCCAGUGCCAGCAGCAGCCACGUGCAGUCCGCCUACCAGGGGCCGUGCACCUCGACCGAGGCAUCGCGCUAGCCGCUCGCAACACGUCACCCGCACCGCCGAUUCCGCAGAUAGUCUGUCCGCCGGACCUGAAGAGGGCUUACUUCUGCACCCCGUGAGCUCUCCACCCGUCAGAAGACGUAUCUCGGGUGCUUCGUCCAGUUACGUGGCAGAGGUCACUAUGCCUCGACAGUGGCACGUUCUGUAACUCGGAGAGUUACGAGGAGAGUUCGUAGUUUACAGGGCAGGCAGACACAGUACAGUAACUAAGUGUACCGUAAGUCUUUCUGAGAAGCCUUUGACCCCGUGUCAUGUGACAGGGGGUUCUACUUUUGCUAAAGAUAAACUCGACACUUGUGGGACAUUCCAAUAAUUCACCAAAUAAUUCGCAGAUUAUCAUGUGCAGAGGAUAAAUGCCAUUAAAACUUUACACACUUCCAGUGCGAUGUACAUCAGAUUUUCAGUGGCUCGUUUCACUUCUCGAGAACAUGCGACAGACUCGUCACCCUUAACAGUUACGCUUCAGUCCAGGAGAUAACCCACAUAUACACCGAGGUCUAACACUGCAUCAGUGACAAAUUGUGCAACUUUUAUGGAUUUGUGUAACAUAAUUUUUGAGAAGAUAUUUCUUUUGACCAUAAUGACUAUAUCGGGGAUUCUCACAUUCUAUGUUUAAAGGACUUUCCAUUGAACUAUGAAUGCUAACAUUCUGU